Ciona intestinalis (vase tunicate) is the source of this 1791-nucleotide messenger RNA. Lineage: Eukaryota; Metazoa; Chordata; Ascidiacea; Phlebobranchia; Cionidae. The record is from RefSeq and is a predicted model, not a curated record.
AAAAAUUUUAGGUUUUCUCAUGAUCAAACUUGACAUAACGUUUUUUCCCCAGCAAUCGUUACCGUAAAAAGCUUGUCUAAGAUCUAGCCAUGCCACUAAGCACCAAAUUCCGCAAUAUUGAAGCACCGAGCUGCGAAUGCUCUGCAAAAUGCUGGAAAGCAUUCCUGAAGCGAGAAUUGCUCUUAAUCCUUACGGUUCUUGCCGUUGUUUUUGGUUUGGUGCUCGGUAUCGCAAUGAGGGAAGCGAAUCUAUCCAAACUGGACAUCGCUUAUUUUGCUUUUCCGGGGACACUUUUUGUGAGAAUGCUAAAGAUGGUGAUCGUUCCGAUUAUUAUCUGCAGUCUUGUGACUGCUGUGUCAACUAUACCGAAGACAGCAGCUUCAAAAUUGGGUGGCCGGGCAGUGCUUUAUUACAUCACAACCACACUUCUUUCCGUAAUAAUGGGAAUCAUUCUUGUCGUUUCCAUUAACCCAGGCGGUCGGCUGGUACACAAUAGAACAGGCUCCAUCCGCAAAGCGGAACCAGUCGACACUUUAUUAGAUCUUGUGAGAAACCUUUUCCCGACAAACAUAGUAUCUGCAACUUUUACCCAGGAAUUUACAACAAGAGUUCCAAUCACCACCAAAAUGAACGUAUCUGUCAUGGUACAACCAACAAUGGCGAAUACCACAGCCGCAUAUAUGACUGCUGUAUCAGAACAAGACGUGGUUAUCGAUUAUAGACUGGUCACUGCAUCCAAGUCAGGCUUGAAUGCGUUGGGCCUUAUCUGCUUCUGUCUUAUCUUUGGGGUGAUUAUCGGUCAAAUGGGUAAAGAUGGCGAAGUCGUCGUCAAGUUUUUUUCGGGCGCUAACGAGGCUGUUUUAAAAAUGGUUCGCAUGGUGAUCUGGUAUGGGCCGAUCGGUAUAAUGUUUCUUAUUGCUUCCAAGAUUAUGGCAAUGGAAAAUCCAAAUCAGGAACUUGCUCGCUUUGGCUUAUACAUGGUAACAGUUAUAGUCGGCCUGAUCAUCCAUGGUUUUAUAGUUCUGCCGAUCAUCUAUGCAGUUAUCGUAAGGAAAAAUCCGUUCAGUUAUCUAGGCGGUGCACUGCAGGCGCUCCUUACAGCUCUCGCUACAGCUUCAAGCUCUGCAACCCUGCCCGUGACAAUAACCUGCGCGGAAAAAAAGAACAAUAUAGACCGUAGAGUUGCAAGGUUCGUUCUGCCAAUCGGGGCCACAAUUAACAUGGACGGGACAGCACUGUACGAGGCGGUGGCUGCCAUUUACAUUGCUCAAGCUAACGGCAUUGUUCUUAACUUUGGUCAGAUUAUUGCAGUAAGUUUAACAGCAACAGCGGCAAGCAUUGGAGCCGCAGGUGUACCACAAGCAGGUCUAGUCACUCUGAUUAUCGUCCUAGCAGCAGUUGGACUUCCUGCUGAUGACAUUGAACUUAUUCUAGCAAUCGAUUGGCUAUUGGAUCGGUUCCGCACUUCGAUCAACGUUUGGGGAGACUCUGUUGGAGCUGCUGUCGUAAAUCAUCUUUUGAAGGAUGAUUUUAAACAAAUGGACGAGGAUGAACUGUCGUCGAGUGAUGGUAACGGAAGCACCAUUAAGCAUGAUCAUGUAUACGAUAAUGCAGUUAUGGAGGUGGAAGAAGCAAGCUCAAAAAUGUAACUCGGUGGCGAAGCGGAGACAUUUUGUAUAUUGCAACUAUUUCUUGUACAAUCAUGUUCUUGUACAUGUGUUAUGCACUAAUUGUAAUAUAACUUAUCGUGGUAGAAAUUGUAAUAAGAUAAUAAACUUACUAAUCAAACAG